Messenger RNA from Cynara cardunculus var. scolymus (artichoke), 930 nucleotides. RefSeq lists its product as uncharacterized. The coding region runs from base 1 to 930 and encodes 309 amino acids. NCBI's taxonomy places the organism in Eukaryota, Viridiplantae, Streptophyta, Magnoliopsida, Asterales, Asteraceae. The record is from RefSeq and is a predicted model, not a curated record. The transcript has 2 exons.
AUGGGUUUGGGUUACUCUGAAAAUGGAACUUUGAAAAAGGCCCCUAAAUCUUUGUAUGAUUUUGAUAAAUGGGGAUCAACCAAAUUUGCAAUUCUUACUCGAUCGAGACAAUCUCGGGAAUUCGAAAAAAAGGCGAAAGAAGGGUACCUCAUUGGUUAUUCUUUAAAGUCUAAAGCCUUCCAAGUCUACAUCAAGUCAUCUAAGAUUUUUAUUGAAAGCAUCAACAUCAGAUUCGAUGAAUCUUCGGCUUCUGAACAACUCAGUUCAGGACUCAAGCUACAACCGUUAGCUUCUAGACAAAACAGUGUAGAACCUAUACCAAACAAGACAUUUAAUUAUGAUUCUUCAACUAAAUCAAAUUUAGAUUCUUUGUUUAAAGACGCAUUUGAUAUAACUUGGGAUAUUCUUGCAGAUUACGAAAUAUUUGUUCUACCCAAGAUGAAUGAACCAGUGGUUCCUAUUCCGCAAGUUACUCAAAUUUCUGGACCAUCUGAAGUUGGUUGUUCAACAUCAAAUGUGGUUCAACAUGAAUAUGUUGAAGAUACUAAAUCAGAACCUAUUCAAGCUGAGGCACAGACUCAACCAGAGAUUGUUCAAUCUGACAUUGAUCAAUCUAAGUCUUCUCUACCUGCAAUUGAAGCUAAACAUUCUAAGAUUCAAGAUGAAGAAGAAUCUGAUACUCAAGCUGAAGUAAAUUCUGAAAUUCAAACUAUAACUAAUGAAUAUGAUGUUCAGAACAAUCUAAAUGAUGUUCAACCCCUUUCUUGUACUCACAAAUGGACAAAAGAGCAUCCCCCUACUCAAAUAAUUGGUAAUGUAAAUGAUAGAGUGAAAACACGAUUUGCUACCACUAACGAGUGUCUUUUCGUUAACUCUUUCAGCGCUAUAGAGCCAAAGAAUCCAUCUGAAGCAUUGCAAGAUCUAGAUUAG